AUGUCUGAGCAUCAGAUACUGGGACAAGGCUGCCAUGCGAAGAUUCCUGGCAUCCAUACCUCAUAUGGUUAUGUGUCAUCGCUCGGUGCGGGAAUCGCAUUCUGCACUCUUUUUGGCCUGACUAUGGUGGCUCACACGGUGCAAUUCUGCUGGAAACGGACAUGGUGGUGUGCUGUAUUUACCGUUGGCGCAUUCGUCGAGCUUCUCGGUUGGGCAGGCCGAACCUGGUCCUCCGAAUGUCCAUAUAAUUCAACCGCAUUUCUCAUGCAAAUCUCAACACUAAUCAUGGCUCCAACCUUCUUCGCCGCCGGUAUCUACGUCCUACUCGGCCGCUUCAUUCAAAUUCUCGGCCCCGAAUCAUCCAUCCUGAAACCAAGCCUCUACCUCUGGAUCUUCUGCACCUGCGACUUCAUCUCACUCCUCCUCCAAGCCAUCGGCGGUGGCAUGGCCUCUGCCGAAGCGGACAAAGUGGACGGCGACACCAAGCCCGGCACCAACAUCAUGGUCGCAGGUAUCGUGUUCCAACUCUUUGCAAUCACCGUCUUCGUUCUCUGUGCCGCCGACUUUGUCCGUCGGACCUUACGCCGUCGCCUGCUUCAAUCGCUCAAGGGGUCCGUUCUGCCUUUGCUGGGCGCCAUGGUGUUCUCCGUGCUAUGCCUCUACGUGCGGAGUAUUUAUCGAACGAUCGAGUUGUUGCAAGGCUGGAGUGGGUAUUUGAUCACCCAUGAAAAAUACUUUAUUGCACUGGAUGGCGCCAUGAUGGUCGCGGCGGUGGUCGUGUUCAAUGUGAUUCAUCCGGGCUGGUUCCUGCCUGAUCAGCACCGUUCUGCGGGAGGGAAGAGGGAUUAUAACUCGGAAGAAGUCGAGUUGAGUUCUCGUCCGAGUGUGUGA
Messenger RNA from Penicillium oxalicum, 891 nucleotides. Its product is annotated as RTA1 domain-containing protein. The record is from RefSeq and is a predicted model, not a curated record. Bases 1 to 891 code for a protein of 296 amino acids. Gene Ontology annotation, cellular component: fungal-type vacuole; plasma membrane. The transcript has 3 exons. NCBI's taxonomy places the organism in Eukaryota, Fungi, Ascomycota, Eurotiomycetes, Eurotiales, Aspergillaceae.